AGGCCAUCACUCAGUCCCUGAACGCCAUGACUGAGGACAUUUAUACCAAUGGCUCAGCGACUCUGGGCAGCCCCUCCCACAGCAAUGGCCGCGAGAUGCGGAAGAUACGCCUUGUCCAGUUCGAGAAGGUCACGGAGGAGCCCAUGGGAAUCACGCUGAAGCUCAACGACAAGCAGAGCUGCAUGGUGGCCAGGAUCUUCCAUGGUGGCAUGAUUCACAGACAAGGCUCCCUUCAUGUGGGUGAUGAAAUCAUAGAAAUCAAUGGGCAGAGUGUGAGCAACCACUCAGUUGACCAGCUGCAGAAGAUGCUGAAAGAAACCAAGGGGAUGGUCUCAAUAAAAGUCAUUCCCAACCAACAAAGCCGCCUCCCUGCUCUCCAGAUGUUCAUGAGGGCACAGUUUGACUAUGACCCAAAAAAAGACAACCUGAUCCCCUGCAAGGAAGCGGGGCUGAAGUUUCAGACUGGUGACGUGAUUCAAAUCAUAAACAAGGAUGACAGCAACUGGUGGCAGGGCCGGGUGGAGGGCUCCUGCACCGAGUCGGCAGGACUCAUCCCUUCUCCAGAGCUGCAGGAGUGGCGUGUGGCGAGCGUCACCCAGUCCAGUCAGAGCGAAUCCCCGAGCUGUAGCCCCUUUGGGAAGAAGAAGAAGUGCAAAGAUAAAUACCUGGCAAAGCACAGCUCAAUUUUUGACCAGCUGGAUGUGGUUUCGUAUGAGGAGGUGGUGAGGCUGCCUGCUUUCAAGAGGAAGACCCUGGUGCUCAUCGGGGCCAGCGGCGUGGGCCGUAGCCACAUCAAGAAUGCUCUGCUCAGCAACAACCCAGAGAAGUUCAUGUACCCACCUCCAUACACCACACGCCCCCAGAAGAAGAAUGAGGUGGACGGGAAGGACUACUACUUUGUGUCCACCGAGGAGAUGACCCGGGAUAUCUCAGCCAACGAGUUCCUGGAGUUUGGAAGCUACCAGGGAAACAUGUUUGGCACCAAGUUUGAAACAGUGCACAAGAUUCACCAACAGGACAAAGUUGCUAUUUUGGACAUUGAGCCCCAGACCCUGAAGAUCGUCCGCACAGCUGAGCUCUCCCCGUUCAUAGUCUUCAUUGCCCCAACAGACAAGGCAGAGCAGUCAGAGGCUUUGCAGCAGCUGCAGAAGGAUUCAGAGAGCAUCCGGAGCCGAUACGCACACUACUUUGACCUCUCACUGGUCAACAACGGGGUGGAAGAAAGCCUCCAGCUGCUGCAGGAAGCCUUUGAGCAGGCCUGCAGCUCUCCACAGUGGGUGCCCGUGUCCUGGGUCUACUGACAGGGCAUCCAUCCCAGCCGCUUCCCAUCAACCAUCCUACAGCCAUGGGGAGAAACCUCCUCAGCUUCCCUUGAUCCACACACAGCCCAGUGCAACUCCCUUCCUCUGCUGCUCCACGGACAUGGUCUCGGUUGACAUGCACACAGGGUGUCUGGCUCGCCUCUCCCAAGGGAAUGCAGGACA
This is a messenger RNA of Phaethon lepturus (White-tailed tropicbird), 1484 nucleotides long. RefSeq names its product membrane protein, palmitoylated 1, 55kDa (gene MPP1). The transcript is spliced from 11 exons. The record is from RefSeq and is a predicted model, not a curated record. Lineage: Eukaryota; Metazoa; Chordata; Aves; Phaethontiformes; Phaethontidae. Gene Ontology annotation, cellular component: cell-cell junction; plasma membrane. Gene Ontology annotation, molecular function: signaling receptor binding. The coding region runs from base 27 to 1301 and encodes 424 amino acids.